CUCUUUUCAUUUGUGCUCUUGUCCUCAGUGAGUCAGUGUCCAGGAACAUUUUUGAGGAAGUGGUUUUUGCCAGAAACAGGAAACUCAAUAGUUGCAGUUUAUUCACUAAGACGAAGUGAGAAGUAGUGAAGAGACACACGGAACAAUCUUGUCAGAGAAGACCAUAAACACCCUCAACAAAGCCCCCAAUCGCAACAUGGACUCUCAGCAAUUUCGGCAUCUUUUCUUCAUGUUUACUUGGAUAUUUGUACUUCCUCUCCCUCCUGUGUGUUCAGGAAUGAACACACCAAAAAUGCAGUUGGAGAACACAGUAUUUGUGGCCUUUUCAGGUGAAAAUCUUAGUAUUAGCUGUGAGUUGAAGAAACCAGCAAACCAAACUAGAGCCAUGCUGAAGUGCUUCGGUCCCCACAGACUGAUAUACCAACAUGACAUCAGUGCGACGGCUGGUGAACCACGUACAGACCCACUGCAACUGGUGCUGAAAAACCUGACCGAUUCAGGAGAAUACCAUUGCCAGUAUGAGACAGCAAAAGUGUACUUUUAUCUACGUGUGAGGGGUGAAGGCUACAAGGAAGCCCGAAUGUCCAGCUACACUGAACUCAUCACGGUGGCCUCCUUCACUGGUGUGCUGCUGAUCUUCAGUGUGAUCGGCUCAGUUCAUGUCUUCAGAGGAUAUUGGAAAGAGAGGAUCACUGAAGGUGGAGACAAGGCGAAAACUGGCAGAAAACAGAAGGAGAACAGAGAAGAGAGGAAAAAGGAAGAUAUGGAUGAAGAUAAUGUGGAUGUCAUGGCAGCUCAGUCUACGUCCUUCUAUGCUAGUCUAGAGGCUCGACCCAGGUCCAUUUAUGAUGUUCUGGACCACUCAACUGCCAGCAGAGAGCCGGACCGAAAGAAAGCUAACCCUAAGAAAAAGAACCCCCAAAAACCAAAGGUGGCACAAACCACAGAACAGCAGGAUGAAGGCAUGUUUGAGUGUGUUUAUGAAAACUUCUGAAUCAUGUAUACACUUGUUUCCAUAGGAUAGGAUAUUUAUAUCAGUAGCAGUGAUAAGCAUCCGUUGUUUUGCUAUUUUAAUGUCAAAUAUAACAAACAUCCUCAGAUACAAGUAAAGUUCUUGCAUUUGAAAUGUGUAAAUAACAAAUGUACAAAUGUAUUACCAGCCAAAUGUGCUUGAAGUGUAGAAGUAACAUUUCUCCAGCAUUUUAAUGUUGUAUCUAAUUGAGGUGUAAUUAUUUUACACAUUGUUGGGGGGUUUAUGUAUUGUAUGUUUGUAUAUGCUCACAGCAGAUUUUGAAAAACUGAAUCUGCAAAGUAAUCACUACCUACAUCUGCCAAUUAAAUGUAGAAGAGUAAAAUAUAUAAAAUGAGUAUUUUUCUCUUGAAUGUAUGCUAUAACCUAAGUCGAGUUCUCAUGUCUCCAAAUUGUAUUUAGUACAUGUAAAUAUCCUCUAUAGCAAUUUCUGUUUUGCUUUAAAAUAUCUACAUAUUGAUUAUUAAUUCAAUAUGUAUGCAAGAAGUAUGCAUAAGCGAGCAACUUUAGAAGGAAAUUUAACCACAGCAAAGUACAACUUUGCUAUUACAAAAGUUAAAAUAAAAUCCUGAAAAGUGGCAUUUUCAAGUGAUACGAAUAUUACCAAUACUUUUAGAAUUUGUUGGCCUGGGACAAUAUUUCUACCCUUAUUGCCAUUGCUAUUUAAAUCUUCCUACAGAAGUCCCACUCCUGUAUUUUCACCUACGACAAAAUAGUAUUUGGUUUUGGUUCAAACUAAUAGAUAAUGCUCCAGAUAACUGUCAAGUCAAGCCAAGUCAAAGGAAAGCAAUUUCUGUUACAUUUCAUCUGCAUGAAAAGUGCUAUAUAAAUAAAGUGUGAUUGAUUAAGUGA
This is a messenger RNA of Stegastes partitus (bicolor damselfish), 1882 nucleotides long. It is a transcript of the gene nfam1, whose product is annotated as NFAT activating protein with ITAM motif 1. Gene Ontology annotation, molecular function: transmembrane signaling receptor activity. Gene Ontology annotation, biological process: B cell receptor signaling pathway; positive regulation of B cell receptor signaling pathway; positive regulation of cytokine production. The coding region runs from base 197 to 994 and encodes 265 amino acids. The transcript has 6 exons. The record is from RefSeq and is a predicted model, not a curated record. Gene Ontology annotation, cellular component: membrane raft. NCBI's taxonomy places the organism in Eukaryota, Metazoa, Chordata, Actinopteri, Pomacentridae.